AUUCUUUAGAUAUUAAUGCAUAUGGUAAUAAUGGCAAAUAUUAUAUUUUAUUAAUUAUUGCAAAUACAUUCUCAUAUGAAGAAAUUAAAGAAAACCUGAAGAUAUCUCAUGCUAUCAAUCGCUAUAUACAUUUGGGAUUUGAUAUUUCUGAAGGGCAGAACAUAGAAAAUGCUAUUCAAAAUAUUCGUGGUACUUCUGUAACAAAUUUAAAACUGAAUCGAGAUAGAGCAAGUAAUGGGAAAAAUUCUUUGCCUGGUAAUUCGAAUUGGUUUGAGUGGCAAUGGCCUAUUACAGGAAAGUUUGCUGAAUAUAUUUUGGCGCAUGCUAUUCCUAAUAUCAAAAAUUGGAAGAUAUUUUCACCUGCAGACUUAGAGAAAUUAUGCAAAAAGGAUAUUUAUAAACCCAACCCAGAGAUUUCUACUCAUACUACGCCUUGUUCUGACUGGGAAAUACCUAUUCCAAAUACUUCACCUAGUGAAGCAGACAAAAGUGAUCGCUAUACCGCGCAAGAUAUGUAUGAAGCUCUUCAGCAAAGGGUACUUGAGGGUAAAAUUGAGGCCGAAGCUAUUCCAAAA
Messenger RNA from Racocetra persica, 575 nucleotides. Lineage: Eukaryota; Fungi; Glomeromycota; Glomeromycetes; Diversisporales; Gigasporaceae. The record is from the annotation of a GenBank genome assembly.